GCUUGGGGAAAGAAACAGCGAAGGGAGAAAGAAACGAGCGUGACCAACAACUACUAACGUUUUGUUUCUCCAUAUCGGCGCAAAGAAAGACGCAUGCAUUUUUCAUUUUCCAUCUUUACCCUUUUCCCUCUCGCUAGUUCUUUCAACUGCGGCUGCUCCAUUCCCUCUGCUUCUUCUCCGUCUCACCGCUUCUCCACCAUUCCGUUUCAGAGCUCAUCACCGUUUUAGGUAAGUGAUAAGAGUUUAACAUUGUAACUUCAACGGACGAGUUCAAAUUCCCUCGGAGGCGUUUCUAAAAUGUGGUGAUGUUGUUGGACGAGAGCAAGUUCGACGUGCACUUGAAAUUGUGGGCUCUUCGAAUACCCUGCCAACAUUGCAGGGUUGCCACACGAAUCCUCAACGGUUAUGUGCUUGACAAGCCCCGAGUUAAACCCAUCACUGAGGACCCAACUUGUAACAAAAACCGUUACCUUAUACUCUCUGAGAAAAUUAAGAAUCAAGAUUUAUCCGAUAUUCCAAAGCAAAAGCUUGAUGAGCUAAAGGAAUUGUGUGAGAUUGAAGUUUUGCCCUAUUCGUUGACACUAGGUUAUUCAUACUGGAAUGCAGAUCAAGUGCUGAAGCAGAUACUGCCUAAUGGAGUGGAAGUGCCUUCAUCUUUUGAAACAAUAGGUCAAAUUGCCCACUUGAACCUACAUGAUGAAUUGCUUCCCUUCAAAGAUGUUAUUGCGAAGGUUAUUUAUGAUAAAAACUACCCAAGAAUCAAAACUGUUGUUAAUAAAGUUGGAAGCAUUACGAAUGAAUUUCGUGUUCCAGAAUUUGAAGUUUUAGCAGGAGAGCAUGAUAUGAUUACAGAAGUGAAGCAAUAUGGUGCCACUUUUAGGCUUGAUUACAGUUUGGUUUAUUGGAAUUCCAGAUUGGAACAUGAACACAAAAGGUUAGUUUCAAUGUUCCAAGCUGGAGAAAUCAUUUGCGACAUGUUUGCUGGUAUAGGUCCUUUUGCCAUUCCUGCAGCACAGAAAGGAUGCUUAGUCUGUGCAAAUGAUUUAAAUCCAGAUAGCAUUCACUAUCUGAGGAUUAAUGCCAAAAUCAACAAGGUUGAUGAUCGAAUUUGUUCAUACAACAUGGAUGCUAGAAAGUUCAUAUCCCAGCUGAUGGAAGUGCCAAAUUCUGAGAAUAAAAUAGGAAAUGAUGUUCCCAUUUCUGAUACUUGUUACACAUGCAAGAUACAAGACAAUACUGAAUCAAAUGCAGAAAAGGAGUUGCUAACUGUUGAUACAAAAAACCUAGGAGACUGCACUAACACUAGUUCAGAGGAUAUACAAGGUUCAGCUGGGCAUGCUGCUAAAUCUGCAAUUGCUGUUAAAAGAUCUUGUGGUAGUCCUCAUGAAGUGAAUGGAAAGGCUGAAAGUAAAACCUACAAUUAUUUUUGUUUGACAGUGAAUGGAAAGGCUGAUGGCACUGACAUCCCAGAAGGUGCUGCUGGCAAAAAAGGAAGCGCAAACAAGAGAAGGAGAGGGUUUGAAAUCUCUGUCCCAAAAACAUGGGAACAUAUUGACCACGUCAUAAUGAAUCUACCAGCAUCUGCUGUUCAGUUUCUAGAUGCAUUUAGGGGAUUGAUCCAGAGGAAAUAUUGGAAAGGACAUCUACCAUGGAUCCACUGCUAUUGCUUCAUCAGGGCAACUGAAACUCCUGAAACUAUAAUAGCUGUGGCAGAAUCUGCUUUAAAUGCUCCUAUACUAGAUUCGAGAUUUCAUAGGGUUAGGGAUGUAGCUCCAAACAAGGCAAUGUUUUGUUUAAGCUUCAGGUUGCCAGAAGCAUGCUUUCGUGACGAUAGUCAAUAAUACUGUCUUUCGUGAUGCUGCUGACGAUAAAUUAUCCUCUUUUUCGUUAUCCAACCUUCAUUUUCAGGGUUUGAUAAUACAAGGCCAUGCCUGUUCUUGGAUGAUUUUAUGACAUGUUCUGCCUGACUCAGACAUGAAAAUUUACCAAACUCUUUGAAGCUCUUGACAGGUCUUCAUUGUUCUUCUUCAGAUGUAAUCACAUACUUAGGUCAACUAAAAAUAGUUAUGUAUGUUCUUUCGGAUCUGAACUUUUUCUUUUGGUUAAAUUUAGUUUCCCUGUUAUAGAUAAAUUUAUUAAAUACAACUAAUAAUACUUCCUCUAUCUCACAA
Molecule: messenger RNA, 2171 nt
Organism: Cicer arietinum (chickpea)
Lineage: Eukaryota; Viridiplantae; Streptophyta; Magnoliopsida; Fabales; Fabaceae
Source: RefSeq, a predicted model, not a curated record